GUAGGGACGCCACAGUGUAUUACGCGAUAAGUAUGAAACUCACGAACCACGGCAAAAACCGAAAUCGAUUUUGCGUGACAAUACAACAAUAAUAUUAUUAUCUUCGCGCCUAGCGUAUGUGAUAACGUCGCAACAACGGCGAUAAUACCGUGGAUAACAAUAUUGUUAUCUCGAGUCCGCGCAGAGCGGGGAGCCGGACGUCGCGUCGUCUGAGAAAGUUUCCGCGACAGCUGAUCGGCGAGAGAAAACAAAAAAAAAUUGUCGCCCGCAUCACGGACAGUGUGAUAUUUGCGGUCACCGGACAGUCGUGCACUGAACCUGGAAUAAAGAACCGACGUGUUGUGAUAAUCCGUCGAUGACAUGGACGUGCGCCCCGAUAACGGUCCUUUGUUAGUGCGAAUUGCCGCCGUCAUCUCGUGAACCGACUGCUGUCAGGCGUCCGCGAUCCCGUUCACCGGAUCCAUCCGCUCCGCAUUUUAGACCUGUGGCCGAGUGGAUAAUAUAAGGAGAAAGCGAUAUCCGAAGCACUCGUACAGCCCGUCAAAAGUACCCGAUUCCCGCGUUCAAAAAAUGGAUUCUUUUAUGAUGAAGAACAACAACAAGUAAGUCGUUUUGGACGUCCACGUCUCGGUAGCUAGGUGCUCACAGCCGCCUCUGUCUUAUCGAAAAAUCCGAGAAAACCUCGUCGGUUCCGUUGCGUUCACGGACAGCGUUCGAUAGAUUAUGCCCUUGGGUAUUACAAUGUAUACAUGCACACCUUGACGACAUUACCUACGAUUAUUAUUUCAUAACCGCGUUGUAUGAAUACCUGUUGAUAAAACAAUAAUAAUAUUGCGUUUUUUAUUGAAUAAGUAAGUAUAUUUUAACAGCGGUACGUACACUAUGUUUUCAAAUUGUCGUUUGCUCACAUCGUUGGUUUUCAAAUUGAAUUUUAAUAAGUACAAUACCUACCUACCUACAUAUUACUCGUAAGCAAAACUAUAAAACAUAUCAAGUACACACAAUUCAUACAAAUCUAGCAAUUACCUGUUAAAGUACAUAAAAACUUUUUUGAACAAAAAUCAAAGUUUUCAACACCUUUUUUCUGUAAACAAUUUUUUCUGUGUUCUGCAGUUGUCGAAAACAAUUUUUAUCAAAUUAUUACACAGAUUUCUUUAAUAAAUAUUAACAUACCAGAGAAUAAUCUAAGGAACUCAAUUUAUGUUGCUACCUAUCUAAUAUAGUAAUAGGAAAGUGUAGGAAAGGUUAAAUAUUAAAAUUUAUGUUUAGAUUUGUCAUUUCACAAACAUAUUAUUACAAUAAUUUAUUUUGUAAUGGGUAUAGGUAACAAAAAUAUGAAAUAAUUUAUUAUUAAAAGUAUCCAGUUGUAUGUGUAUUGCAUAAAGUACAUUUUCUACAUAGUACCUUGGUAUAAGGUAGGUAUUUACUUCCUUCAAUUGUUAUUUCAGCAUAACACGUCAUAUUAAUCCAUUAUCUAGGUACUUGUUAAUUUAUUCUUUUUAAAAAAAUGUCCAUCAUAUAAUACCUGUAUAAAUGAUAAAUUGAAUUUUCAAUUUUGUAUAAUGUUUUAAAAUUGUUUUUUACCUAAGUAAUUUAUCAUUCAAUGACUUUUCUAAUGAUUUUUUAAUGUACUUUAUAAACAAACAGGUUAAUUAGAACCUAAGAAAUAAUGUUACACAAUUCUACAGAAAAUGUACAUGGCGAAUCAACACAUCUAUUGGCAAUCCUAUUUCAUAAUUCAUUAACUUCUUAAAUUAUCUAUAAACUUAAAAAAAGUAAAUUUCACUGAUAUCAAACUAUAUUAAAACUACCAUUAAAAAUAUUCAAGUCAAUUUAUUGGCUUUUCAACCAUAAGUAAAAAUCAAUAAAAUAGAUAUCUAGAUAAAAUUAAAUAUCUCAUAUUUAACCGUUAUUGAAAACUUAAUAGUUCAAAUAGAUUUUAGAUUUAUAUUAAAGAAAAAGCAAAUAAAUAUUGUGUAGUUAUAGUUAGGUAUAUUUGUUAAAAUUGAUAAGUAGGUAUUGAUUUUUUCCUUAUUAUUAUUUUAUGAAAUGUGUUUGCAUAAAACGUGUGGUGUCGAGGAUAAACGGUAGAAUCAACCUUCAGUUUCACUUUCACUUUUCUUUAAACCAACAUAAUAUGUUGAAACUGUAAACCAGUUUUUUAUAUUCAGAAAUUACAAUAUAUAGCUAGAUAUCAUUAUGGGAGAAAUUUGUUACAAGUUAACUUUGUAUAAGAUACCUGCAUCAUCAACUUAUUAGGUCUAUUCAAACAAAACAACUAGCCAAUUUAAUAUAUUUUCAUAAUUAACUACAUUUAUACUUUUUAACCUCAUAAAAUAAUAUUCUAUCUAAUUUUUAUCAUAUUUACCUAAUGUUUUAGAUUCUGAGUGGAGUAAGGAAUGUAUUUGUUUCACCUUUGGUUUCCUAUGAUAUGUGCUUAUUAUUAUUUCUCUGUCUGGUUGUAAACAUUUUUACCAAAAAAAGUUAAUUUAAUCAAACAAGAAUCUUGCAUCAAAUUCAAUUGUCUUAAAACAACACGGUUGUUGUUUGUUGUGUGGUAUAUCCGGUUGGUGUUUAAUAAAAUUGUUUUUGAUUUUCCUCAUACUUUUCCCAAUAAUAGCAAAAAACAGAGAAAAUGUUUCAUUAUUUUCGAUUUGGUUAAUAAUAAUUGUUGAUAUUUGAAUUUUUUUAGAAAAUAUAUGUAUAUGGCUUUUAUUAUUGAAGAUUUCUUAGCCAUUUAUGGACAUUUGAGAUUUUGAAGGUUUUUAGUUUUAUUUAGCUUAGAUCCAUAUGGUUUGGCUUAGCAUAUAUGUUUGAAAAUUCAAUACAAAUGCAUUAUGGGUUUAAUUUAGUGACAAAAAAAAAUAGAAAAAAGUAGUAGCUAAUGUUUCUUUUUAUGUAAGUGUUUUGAAGAUCAAACUUUGAUAGAAAUCAUAAAAAUUACACGCCGCUCAAAAACGUUUUUCAUUUGUAAUCGUUGUGUACAUAUAUUAAUUUAAUAAUUGUAUGUAUCCUGUCUUCUCAACUUCCAAUGUAUAAAGGUGGCACAUCAGUAGUGUUAGUUUUUUUCUAUUAAUUUGUAUAGAUACUUUUUGUUGAAUGCACCGAAAUCUAAAGAAGAUUUUAAAUGUUUUAUCUGUUAUUACAUUAGAAUGAAGAAAAAAAAAAUGAAAUAGGAUCAGGUCAAGGUAGUUUGUGUUAUUAGUUUUUUACUUUCACCCUGGAUGCGUUAUGUAAUAAUUUUUUUCGCAAAAGGAAAUAAUUGAUGUAACUAUAAUCAUAUUUUAUUCUCGAUUCGCUUAGUUCAUUAACCAUGCCCGAAAGUUAACGACCUGUCUUAUUAUUUGUAUCAUUUAUCUUCUCGUCAAUCCUAUUUUUUCAUAUAAAAACGAUGAUAAGUACCUACCUACCUUAGAAUGAUUAUUUUCACGGUUUUAACUAAGUUUCGUUUUACUAUCUAAAAUCAACCUUAACAUACGAAUGCCUUUUCGAACCUUUUUUUAUUUGUUUUCACCGACAGCGGUGGGGGAUCCGUUUUUACAAUACUACGCUCACUGCUGCCCAUCGUUUAUUAUUUUAUCUACAAACGAUGAUCACAUUCGCAUUGGAUUAUUUGACAAAUAAAAUAUUACAAUCUUAAAGCUGUGUGAGCUGGUCAUGGCAGUAUUCCUUUAUGGCUGCGAUUGCCGGCCUGGUUGCUCGUUGCGCCCGUGAUAUCCAAGGGGAUUUGUCGUACCUAAACUAAUUGUUUUGUCUCAAAACGAAAACGAAUAUAUUAUCACUUAGAAUAAUAUUCUGAACAAUUAUGUUUUAUAGACGAUGUUUCUAGUAAAAACAGCGCGCAGGUACAUAAAAAAAAAAAACGAAAACAAAGCUGUUAAUACAGGUAUACUUAGGUGUUAAUAUACGCACUACUCAAUCGAGAAUUUUCGCAACCGUUUAUCAAUUUCGGUAUUCCAAUUCAGUUUUGAUUUAAUAAUUAAAUCAUUUCGAGUGUUAACUAUACAAUUAUACAACCGCCGUGUGAUAAUUGUAUUCGAAACAGUUCAAGGCGAGAAUAAUAAAUAACGUAGGAAUAUUGUGCUUAUUAAAUACGUACCUCGAAUCGCGAUAGUUCGUUGGCAUAAAACGUUUUUCUAUUAGAGCAAUAUUUCUGAUAGGAAUUAUGGUAAGGCCGUACAAAUUUAAAAUAACGAAACCGUAACGUCGUCGUAAAUUUGUCAAUUUUCAUUUUACAAUUUUUCUCGGUUUUUCCUAAUGAUUAAUAAAACCACAGAGAUUAUUAAAAAAAACCAAAUUGCUCACUCCUGAACUAGAUUACAAAUGCAACAAUAAAGGUCUCGUGUAGUUUUGUUACCGGAGCAAUAUUCAUUGUAGAAAACAUUUAAAAUAACCAAAUCGUCGUGCUGUAAUUUGAAAAAAAAAAAAAAAUCGUAUUUUCGAAAACUACUUUGGAUAUCCAAAAACUACUCUCUCUGUCAGUGACUACGUAUGAAAAGGAACCGUUUAUCAUUUUUCGAUUGGAUCAAUAUUUACAGUAGAAAACAUCGUAAACGAAUAGCAAAAACAAUGAAUACGGUAACGCCACGGCGCGGCGGCGUGCCGUAAAUAUUUGCGUUUUACCUGUAAUUUUCUUUCGGGUUUUCUUCAGUUUUUUUGUUUACGCACGUUCGGAAUUUGAAAAAUAUAUCUAAAUUCUUUGCAUCACGUCUCCACUUCCUGUACACGGAUCUAUACGAUUAUUCAAAAUUGCAUUGCUAAUAACGAAAUAACAAGAAUCGUGUAAGUGUCCAUCUACUCGUAUGUAGGUACCUAGUCUAUAAAUAUUGUAAAAAGUUGGUUCGGUAAAAAAUGUUUACGUCGGCAAAUAAAUUUAAGGUGCAUUUGUUUCGGAGUCGGAUAAGCUAUACAGUUUGAUUUGGUUUUAACCGAUUCGGAUCUCGUACUGCGGGAUAUUUUAGGUUUUUUUUGUUCUGUUAAAUAAAAUGUGUAGAAUUUUGUUCACGGCUCGUAACGUCGGUUACGGAUAGAAAUUUUAGUUAAAGCAUUCGGAAGAACCGUAAUCACUAUACGAAUAGAAAGUCGACGUAUGUCGGCAUCAUCGUUAUUACGGCGGUGAAUGUGAUUUGUCCGCGCUUGUUGUGCCGAGUAAUGACACAAGAACGUUAUGAAAUGCAAUUUAUAUAAUAAACUGUAAUUUAAGAUAAUGCGAUCUACCGCGGUUUCCAGGAUUGUCACCGCGAGAAAAACGCGAAACAAAAAACAUCGUGAAUGCUUUUUAGUGACUCGCGUCGUCGUCCAGCCACGCGGAAAUGAUAAAAUUUCGUUUUGUAUUUUGUUUUUCCGAUCGUUUCCGGAGCGUACCUACAGUGUUCCCAAACCUUCUUGACAGUGAACGGCCGCUUAAAAAAAACACACACAAAUACCCAUGUUUUAGAAAAUGCAAUUAGGUAGUAAGACCAUAGGUAAUAAUAAUAUAAGAAUAGAUAGGACAUCAGUAUUCCUUGUGCGUUCCCGAAUGAUCAGCUGUACGGAGUGCGGAUAGUAUAUAACUAUCAUAUUUUUUCGUUUUUACAUUUUGAGCGUAGCGAAAAAUGCAUUGCUUUUUACAAAGAUGUUUUUUUUAUGUGUUUUUAUACUGUAUACAGAAAUUCUACCAAAAAUCUUGUUCUGAAGUAUCGAGUAGAGCACCUUUUCUGAAAGGAAAUCUGAUUGGGGAGGUAGGCUUUAGGAAGGUUAUUUUUUGAUUUUCACAGGAGUUAUUUUCAAUAGAUCGGAAAAUCCGAAAAAAUGUACCAAGUGUAGGUAAAUUAGUAAAAAAACUAUUACGACCUUUUUUUGUCCUUUGAACAACUUUUCUACCAGUGAUUUCGCUCUAGAUUAGAAUGAUAGCACUUUUUUUGAAACGAAAUAUUACUGGAAGGGGGGGGGGGAAUACUUUAGGAAGUUCUUUUUUUGAAUUUCCCAAGAGUUUUCCCAAUAAAUGGGAAAAUAGAGGCAAUAUUAAACAAAUAUUUAUAAAGAAAAUAUGUAAUACAUAAUAUGCGUAUGCAAUUGUAUUACCAUAAUGCGACAUAAUAUAUACCUAUUGUUGAUAAAGCAACCUAUUAACCGAACACCGCUUAGAAUCGUGUUUCGUUAGCAAUGGUUUAAUCGUUGCGUACAGAUAUACAUUACAUUUCCCCUCCACCUUACCAAUUUUUUUUCCAUAUGUAGAUGUAUUAAACGACUAGACGGUCGAAGUAAAAACAUCUUUGGUGCCGUGAACCUCCAAUGACCUAAACCACUGCUAUAGAGUUUAGGUGGCCUAUUAAUUAUGUUUAAAUUAAUAAAUAAUAAUACAAAUACUUGAUGCACAAGAUGUAAGCAUGGGGUAUUGCGUUUAGAUUAAUGUCUGAUUUCGAUAAAGUACAUACUUUAAAGUUAAAAGAAAUGAAAAAAUAAUUUUUGUGACACUAUGUUCGAUGAUUCGACCAGAUUUCCGACCGAAUUAUGACGCGGUUGUCAAAAACACCGAACACCUUAUAAAAUAUAAAUUUUAUAGUUUGAAAUCUGUGAAUGUCGCGCCGUUGAGUCAUUUAAUAAUACAACACUAAUAACGUGCAUGUAUUUUGUUUUGCAUAACCACGCGUUUGUUGAGGCUUAAAUCUUUGUAAUAUUAUUCAAUUGUUAUGUGGAUUAAAAUUAUUUUUUAUCUCCACGUUUAGUUUAAAAUAUAUAUUGUUCAAAGGUUACAACAAUAAUAAUUACACUAUUGUUUAAUUUUGUUAUAGCGUACCAUAUCGAAUCCGUUUUUUUUUUUUUUUGUGUUCAAUAAUCAUCGUUUUAUACCUACUUUGGACCGAAUUUAUUAGCUUUUUAAUAUUCUUAGACGACUGACAUUAUAACGAUUAAUCAUUAUUGCUCUUUAUUUUCAAACCAUUUGCAGGAAAAUUAGUGUCAGGUAUGUACAAUAUUAUAAUGAAUAUUUAUUGGGUCGGUGCAAAUAUUCAACCGACAGUAAAUGUAUUACAAUCCCAUGGGCUGCGCACACAAUAAAACAGCAACACAUUUUUCAAGGAGAGCGUUGUUGCUAUAUGAAUGCUUCGACUAUUGUAUCACAUCCAACGAUUACCAAUGAGAAUAUCAAGUAGCGGUGCUUAAUUUCCCUUCAUACAAUAAAAAAUAGCACCAAUUUCGUCUACCUUGGGAAUCUGUCUACCAUAUUUUGGGGGAGGGGGGAUGAACACUUUUUGCUGUUGCAGUGUAGUUCACUGAAUGACUUGAUUUUUCCAUGACAAUCUCGUCGAGUUUUUGGUUGGAUUCUGUGUGCGCAGCUCUUUUUUUUAUUCGUCGUGCGCGCGCUGUUAGCCCUCUGAUUGUUCGUAUAGACGAGACAUUCAUCAGAAGAAAAUGUCCCGGAUCCGAAUACAAUGUUGCCUAUAUAGCUACUUAUAGAGAGCAUAGAUAAUGAAGAGAGCUAACUCUCGUGAACGUUUUAUAUUGGUUGGCUAUUAUCAUAGAUUACAGACCUUCGUCCAAACGAAUGUAUUGGUUUUUUUAUUAAUGAUUUAAUUUGCGUAAUAUUUCGUGUCAAAGAUUCAUUAUAUUUUUAUUGAAAUGUUUAAUACGGAAGUUUUUUGAUUUAUAAACAUCUAAAAUUAGGGGUCGACUUUUGAAAUUCAAAUGGUUAUAUACUUUAUUUUAAUGUGAAGAUAUUUAUUUUUAUACAUUUAGUGAAUAACUUUAACUUAUUCAAAACUCUAUUAAUGAGAUUGACUUAAAGUUAAUAUAAUAAUACAGCUAAAUAUAAUUGGUUCGCAGGAAAAAAAAAUGUACAAACUGUUUUAGAUGUUAAUAAAUAAAAAAAACUUUCGUAUUGCACAUUUUUCUUCAGUAAUAAAAAAAAUAACUUAUUGAACGUGACACAAUUAUUAUUAUUUUACUACUGUUGUUACUAUUAUUAUUAUAAUUAUUCUUAGUUACAUUCAAAAUAAAUAAAAUACACUCAAUACCUACCAAUUUAAUCAUAAUAGACAAUAGACAUAAAAUACUUUGAUUGAGAUUUGAGAAAAUGGUAACAGAAAAUUUGAUAACACAGAUAAACCGAACUAAACGAAUUCUCCAAGAAGUAAAAGAGCUGUACAUAUAGGCGAUUUUAUAAACGGAUUAGAAAAAUGUUGCCUCCUAUAAACGUCUCGUCUCAUGAUUCUUACUCCGUGGUAAAGCGUCGUAAUCGGACGAUGUUCGGUCCGACGGUGGGGUACCUCCCUAUACGUGUGUCUCUUAUCAAUAUCGUUACGUAUAGCACUACCGCACUUCACCCUACUACCGUCGUUCGACUAAUUUCACCUCUUCACCCCCAUUACCUCUCCGAGAUGUCGGGGGGAUAGUGGUGAUGUGAGGAAUUGAAGGUGAUUGGAGGAAAAGGUGGCGGCGGCGGUAAACGUGCGUCAGAGAUAAGAUGCGACGUGUAGGUGAAAUCUCGUUUAGUUUUUUUUUUUUUUCGAUAACACGAAAUCGAUAAAUAAAAACGAUAACGAUAAUAUAUUUUAUAAUUCGGAAACUACUAAAAAAACGUAUAAUGUAGUAUGCUAGUAAAUUGUAUUGUGCAUGUUUAUGUCUAGAUAGGCUAAUUACACUUUGUAAAUACCGGUGCAGGUAGUAUUUAACUUGAAUUCUGCUUAAAUUCCUGCAGAUAAACUUAAAUUUCGAAUCAUGGAUGUUUGUUUUUAUUUUUUGUCUCGUUUUCUGACCAAGGUUAGGUUACACUGUGUGUGUUUUAAUAUACAAUAUUACUAUUUGUCUGUCGCGUCGUAAGAAUUAUAAUAUUAUGUUUUGUCAUCCAAAUUAUACGACGGUGCGGUACUGUACAGAUUACCAAAUACGCUUAAUUGUUUAAAAAUAUGACUGCAAAAUAUUUAUCCCAUACAAGUCCAUUCGAAUUGAAUUUUAACGUAUGCCAACCUAUGAUAUUUAAUUAUUGUCUCGGUCGGUCAGAAAACUCUUUAGUGAAUAUUCACUGCGUUCGCUCAUUCCGUUGUUAAAAAAACUCCAAGUGUUCCUUUUCAAAAGUUCCGCGAUCAACCAUGCCCCUUAAUUUUUGGAUUUUUCCCAGUUACCCUUCUCCUCACCCGCGAUAGUAUUAAUCUACUGAUUCGAUCAUUUACCAUUUAUUUUCUUUUGGACGCACAGUAAGUAAAUUAAAUUCUUAUUCUACUGGGUGUUUUAUGGACUUUGUGUCAAAAGGACACACAGAAAGCCUUCUUAAAAAUGCCUUGCGGUCAGUUUGUUUGGUUUUAUAUUAUUAAAUGGUGUUUUAUACAUAAACCAAAUGUUUAGUUUGUUUUUCGUAAUUUACAUUAACAGUUUAUUGAUAAAAGUUGAGCGAUUAGACAUGAGACGAGAAAUCGAUUUUACACUCGUGCAGCUCCCCCCAACCCACAGAUAAAUAUGUUGAAAAGCUGCCUCUGUUCAAACGCGUAGAUAUAUGAACACGGUAAACAGUUUUUUUUUCUCAAAUUGGACUGUCUUUGUCAAGUUUAUUGAAUAUAGAAGCGUAAAUUUAUUCGUCUCGAUUUCCGGUGGCGCAGUGAAUCGUUUAAUUUUCCAACCCACUACCGAUGCUCCGACUUUCUCGGUUAUUCCCCGCCCAAUAUAAUAAAAUAAAUAAAUAAUUAAUUUUCACCUAUUUUUUUCACAAAAAUCAAAAAUUAAUAUUGUAUUAUUUAAACACCGAAUGGAAAAAUACUUAAGAAGUUAUUAAAAAUAUAGCACGUAUAUUUUAAUAUCUGUUGUAAGCAUAUAGCAACGGACAAAUAAUGCUAAUGGACCUAAUUCACGUGGUUCGACUUGACGUACCUUUGUAUGUAUCACACUGCAGUAACACAUCCGGGUCUUACUAUGAAAUUACAUUUUUUACCUAUUGGACGAAAUGUCUACGCAUAAAAAUAGAAAUAAUGAUGGGUUAUAGUGAAAAUUAUCAACAUUUCCCGGCGGCGGUAUCCUGCAAGAAAAUCCCCGGGUACGCCCCAUCACGCUGUACGCGGACUGCGGAUGUAAAAUAACGAUGUUAUCUCGCGACUGUUUAUCAAAGUCAAUCGUACAAAUAAUUAACCGUAAUUUAAACAACAUAUUAUUUAAUUUCCUUAAUGUUCUACGGUUUAAAUUGAAUGUAAAACGCGCGCUGUAAUACAGAUUUGGGUAAUACAUUGUAUUUGUUUAAGCAACAAAAUGCGCGGUUUCGUUCGAUCGAUGGGCACACAAUUUUAUCGCGCUAAAGUCUACGCCGGCAACACGAGUGUAACGAAAUCCGCAAUAACAUCGCAUUACGAUAUAUCAUGAUAAUUCAUCUAGGCAAUUAUUAUUAUUGUGCCAUUAUAUUACAAAAUUAAUAGCCGGUACGCAUGCGAAUUUUUCGCACGAUAAAACAAUAAUAUUGAUUGAUUGUGUGCAUCGUUAAAGUUUUUUUUUUCGAAAACCGACCCCACACACUAUCAUAAUCGUUGUAACAAGUUUCGUUGCGUCCGAAUAUUUUCCAUUACGGUUUGUUUAUAGUAGUAUAAUAUAUUAUUAAUAUUACAAAACACUCGCUGCGUUAUACGCGUUGCGAAAACUAACCUAUUAAAUGAGUAUAUCGACGCGCUUUAUUAAUGUUAACAAUAUUACAUAGUCAUGACGUGCGUCGUAAGAGUGCGUGAAAAACACUUAAACAUUCUAGAAAUCGGAAUUCGACGGGUUUACGCAUAAUUUAACCAUAAAAAUGGGCGAGCACGCGUAAAAAAAUCACCCUGUAUACCAGGGUAUUCCAAAUUGUAUGAAAUGUUAUAGUUUUGAGAGUAAUGGGGAGGGGAGAGGGUAUAAGUAUAUUCUGCAAUAUACUUUCUAUCUUACACUCAAACCUCAAUUCCUUAGACCCUGAUGUUCGUAAGGCUUGAUUUCUGUGACAGAAAAAAGUUUUUUUUUUUUAUGAGUAUAUUAAUAUUAUUAUUAUUUAUAACUGUAUAUUAUGCACACGAGUUGAAACUCAUAUACAUAUCGUUACGACGGUAUCCUUGUGCAUAAUGAUAACUUUUAUUUAUUAACAAACACAUUUAUAUACCUAAUGAGUAGGUGUAUAAAAUUGAAUUACUAAAAACAUAAAGCGCACACAUAUUGUAAUUAUGCAUUUUGAUUUUAUCAUUUUUAUCACGCGGGACUACAACAGGUCCUUGAGACACAAUGAGAAAUAUUUAACAAUAAUGAGGAUUUUAUUUUUUUUUUUUUAACAACCGAACCGAUAUUUUUACUCUAUAAAAAACUAAACGUAUACUACAGGGUGUAUCUGCAGGAUUUGACAAUCUCUGGUAUUGUGAUUGCGUGUUAGGCGAUUGUAAAAUGUUAUUCUGGUAAACGCUGUACGUAGGUUCUUGCGAAAAACGCAUGUAUACAUUGUCCGCAUUAUGUACAUAUAUUUACGUCUACUUAAUGUGCACGAUACUUGACGUUUUAAUUAAAAAUAUUAUUAUAUUCUCACACGUAACUCGUAUAGGUGUUGGUAUGUUGUGAGUUCCGUCAAUUAUCUUUACUGACCCUCACUUGAUCAUAUGAAAAAAUCAGUAAUAAAUUGUUGUUAAUUAUUAUAUUUCAAACUCGCUAUUCUAUCGUUUUACGUACAGUUUCACGCGCACCCGACCACCCACGACCCAUCAAUAAAUUUCGGCCUAUGCAUGGGCCUCAAACAGUUCCCGCCACACUAUUGAUAUAGACAGUCGAAUAUAGUAUGGCCGGGGCGAUGCUCUUAUUAUCAUGCCUAUAUUUUCCCUGCGGCUCUCAUCAUAAAGAAUAAAUUGACCGAGUGCCCAAACAAUAUUCUAGAUUCUGAGCAGAGCGAGGAAAGUAUUGGUUUUACAAUGAUGGUUAUUAUUGUUAUUUUCCUAUUUAUCUGUGAACAAUUUUUCUUCCGGCACGUUUUCUGAAAGGAAAUCUGACUGGAGUGGUACUUUAUGGAGACCGUUUUUUGAUUUUUCCCACUGUUUCCGUGAUAAAUGGAAAAAACCGGAAAAAAACGUAGAUAAAAUAUUAAACCAAUAUUAUAUUAAAAAAAAAAUAUGUAAUGCAUAUCAUGCAGUUAUUUUACCAUAAUAUAUAUAUAUAUAUUUUUGAAAAAGCGACACUAUUAACCGAAUUCCGCUCAAAAUCGUUUUUCGUUAGCAAUGAUUAACUUCUUCUCACCUGAAACAAUGGCCCAUCCACGUGCGAAGUAUACCCUUCUUUUUAAAGCUCAAUUUUUCACAUCACCCGUAGGCACGUUUAACAUACUUGCCCCCCCCCCUCAAAAAAAAAAAUAGUUGAAUUUGAAAUAUCAUCCUAAUUUUAUAUACUAUCGUAUAAUGAAAUAUCGAGACUUUUAUGCGAUAUUAUUAACGAGUAUAUUAUGUAUUUGUCACGCAGAGAGCUAAAAUUUUGUACAGGGUAAAAAUUACGACCUCAUCGUUUACCGUCUCAUAAAUGCAUGUACUUAAAAUGACGACAGUAUUUUCGCGACCUCGCGCGGCAUUUUCGUUAAAAAAACCGUCCUCUUCCGUCCGUUUUUUUUUUUUUUUUCUAAGGCGUACGCAAAUUUACCCAAUUCUGUCAUCGUCAUCGUUAGUAUUAGAUAAAUAAUAUUAUAUACUAUACGGUCAAUUAUCCGCACGUUGACGUUUCUAAAAUCCGUUUCCAUCGUCGUCAUUAGGUAUCGUAUCUAUAAAUAAAUAUAAUGUACAGUCAAUUAUUCGCAUUGACGUUUCUAAAAUACAAUACAAUAAUAUAAUCAUCUUAUAUUGUUUUACAACAAUCACGAAACGGUAAUCUGUUUUUAUUGUGUAGUUUAUUCCUCCGUCGCAAUAUAAUUAGUUACCUGUUUUAAUUUGGAUCGAAGACGAUCUUCGACCUUCAGCGCCGGUAUAAUUUAAUAAUUAUAAUAAUACACUUUGGAAUACACCGGAAUCGGGUAUAUAGGUAAAUACCGAAGUGCAUAGUAUGUAGUUAAUCAUUUUUUUUUUUUUUUUGUGUUUAAGCAAAUAUAUUAUGUAAUAUUUCACAUAGAUUCUCAUAUUUUCGCUGAUAUAUUGUAAUAAACUAGAUUGCUGACUGUCAUAUCGCACCAUAAUUGCUUUUGGUUGAAUCCUCACGGUAGCCAUUUAAUUCGAUGCCUUUUAUGGCUUUAUCGUUUUACUUUUAUGUCGUGACAACUGUUGUACCCGUCUAUUUGUGUGUUCCUCGUUAGAAUUUUAAUCCAUCAGAUUAGCGAUUUCGAUGUUUCUUAUCAAAUUCGAUUAAUCUGAUUACUAAUCAGCAAAGUUGACGAUGAAAAUGUGUUAUCAUAAUUCUGUGGUGUUAUAAUGUGUUAUCACCAUUUAGCCAUACCGUUUUUUUCCAGUUUUAAUCGCGUUAUCAAUCCGCGUGUUUGUUAAUUUAAUUAUUUGCUUGUUUGUUAAGUUCCGUUUCAAAAAUAUAUUUUGUCAGGUCAACUGUUAACAUCUAUUAUCAAUUCAUUAUUUUAAUAUUCUAAAAUCAUGUGAUAGGGCAUUUCGCGAUUAAAAAAAAAAAAAACAGUGUUCCUCGAUUAUCAGAUGUCCCAUUAGAUUGAACAUCAAAUGAGUAAAAUGUUUGGAUGAGGAACACGUGGAUUGUCAAUAAUAUUACGCAGAUAUGUGUAUUAUAGGUAACAGUUAUCACAAUGUAAAAGUGGACGGUAAGGCUCCUGAAUUUUAUUCCACGAUGGAUUGAAAGUACACGUCCUAAUCCAUCAGUUACUUCAUUAGCAAUCUAGUUUAUUUAUAAUUUAUAGUUUUUCGUCGGUUUUCGUAUAUCAACUAUAGUUUUGUAAUAGAUUUAUAAUUUUUUUCAAACACCUAUAAUAUGCUGAAACUAGGUACUAUAUUGCGUUAUUAUGGUAAAUCUUGGUAUUCUCGGAUAAUUAUGUAACCCGUAGAUUAUAUUUUCGUUAAAAUUGAAUAUAAUACCUAUAGGUGUCUAAUUAUUACGCAUAUGAUGGAAUACUAUAUAAUAUUACAUACUUACGGAGGAACGAGUGUUUCGUAAUUAUCGUUUUUUUUUUUUUUAGCAACACUUGUCUAUAUAUUCAUAAGUUAAUUAUUGCGAAAAUUCAAGUACAGAGGUUACUAUAGUAAAUAUAUUUGUCCGGAUUAUAAAAUUGUAUACAUAAUUCAAAGGUAGGAGCGCAAACAGUGCAUUUCAUGUUAUUUAUUUAUUGCUCUGUAACGUUAUCGCAUAUAAUGGCUCUUUACUUAAAAAUAUUUAUUUUAUUUUUUUAACGCACUUAAAAUAAAUCAAAAAUAGUAAAACAAUAUCCUAUCAUAAAACCGAUUCGAUCCAAUCACAUCAUCAUAACUGACAUUAUAUAAUAAUAUACAUAUUUCGAUGUACAACAUUUGGAGAAUGAACUAUAUACAUUUUACCAAAUAUGUCAUGUACGUAGAUAUUAUAAUAUCUAUUGUAUACAAUCCAUAUUCGUUAAUAAAUCGAAAUAGUAUAAACUCCCAGAAUUCUUCGUCAAAAUAAAAAUAUUUUAAAUUAUGUUAAAAAAAACAAAAAAUUUAUACUGCUGACGGGUAAGCCACUGUUGGGAAGGUAGGAUAUACAGUAUAAUUUAGUUUAUCUACUGUAUAUAACAAUAAAUGAUUACAAAUAAAAAAAUUAUUCUGAGCAAUGUAGUAUUUUGUCGUGUUUUUCCCUUGUUGUCAAGGGUAAGGGAAUCCAGAAAUCAUCAACAAAAAAAAAAAAAGAACUUGGAAGUUGAAUUCCUGUAGAGUUUGCUAAAUGUUUAAAAAUAUAUAAAGUGCCACCCGGCAGAAAUUUGAGUGAAAAAAUUAGAGUAUUAGUUUAAAAUGAAAAUUUUGAAAAAAGUAUUGGGAGUUUCGAAAUACGUUUUAAAUAAAUUAUCCUACUAAUGUGUGACAUGGAAACAUAUUAAAACAUAUUUUUUACUAAUAGGUACUGUAAAAGUGUUCCGUGAAAAAUAAAUAUUAUUUGUAAUAUUAUAUAAUAGCUCCUUCGCUAUACUCGAAAUCUAAAAAACAAAAAUUUCGCGUAUAAUUUCAUAGUUGGCGUGGAAAAAAAAAAUAAAAGCUAUAACAACAUCCAAACUCUAUAUUUACUAGCCCGUUUAGGAUUCUAAAUUCAAGAAAAUGGCCACGCGGAACCCUAGAGAAAAGAAAAGAUAUUUUCCUGUUCAAACGUGGUUUUAAGGUUAUGAAUUUAUGAUACAUAAAUAUUUUUCAGUUACAUUAUAAGUCGACUAUUUAGUUUUACCUGUUUUACUCAGCAAAAUUUAGUUUUUCAUCGCGUGCGUUCUUCGCAUAGAGUACUCGUAUUAUUUUGCAUGUUUGGUAGUUCGCGGCACUACUGUUUUGACGAGGCAAGGAUAAAACGUCCACUCGACCGUGAUGUACACUGCUAAAUCGCUUUUACGCAUUUUGACUUGUUUACAUUGAGUCAGUGAUUGUCAACUGCGGUUGUUUCUCUAAAUAAAAGUGAUAAAUAUCAGUAUUUGUAAAAAAAAAAAAACAAUAUAGAGGUAUUAUGCUCUCAUAAAAAUGCUUUUUUUUAUUUUCCGUAAUUUAAACGAUAUUUUGUCUUUGUAUCUAUCUAUUUUUACUCUUCCGCAACACUUUUUGAUCGACGCAUAACUAUAUAUUACCUAUCGUGAUCCGGUUUAUAUUAUCUGUUAGCCUCUAGUAUAAAAACAGAGUGAUCAACUCGGAUCGCGGUCUGAUUGGCUCUUAGUCACAUACCGGCUCCACAAACAAUGUAUAACUUAAUAUGAUUACGAUCAUAUUACUACUGUACUGUUUUACGGUAGUAAUGCGUCCAAAUAUGUGUGCUGCAAAUAUAUCGAAAUAAGAGAGCUUAUUCUUAUACUCGUGUAUAUUAUAAUUUUUUUUUCAGAUUAUAUUAAAGCAAAUCUUGAUAUUACAUAAUACCUUGUCACGUAGCCAGGGGGGUUCAUGAAGUCUGGACCCCUCCCCCUCGAAAUUUAAGCUUUUCACCGAAAAAUCAGACGGUGCUUUGAUUUUCUAACCCCUACGUUUUAUUUUUUUUCCCCAGACAGUUAUUAUUGGUAGUUGAUUAGUGAUUACAAAUUGUACGUUUGUAUUCCCCCUACUAAAACAAUGUGUCCUAAAACCUACGUGUCUGUUCUUGUGGGCUACGGUUCUCGAUUCAUAGUAGUACAGUACCGAUAGACUUUCGCAGGCUAAACCAUACAGAGUGUCUCUUUUUUUUUUCUUUCAUAUGGCAUCUUUGGUGAUAACAUACACAAACAACUAAAUAUACAAAACAUUCAACAGAGUGUCCGUUGAAGAAAAUAAAUAACUUACCGGUCUUCACGCAGAAACUUAGCUGGCUUAAUAUUUUAAUCGAAUUCACGAUUAUAGUUAUGACUAUAUGAUGAUGACAUAAUAAUUAAAAAUUGAUAUUAUUUUAACCUAACCGUGGACCAUGAAAGCCUGAUAAGAACCGGUGACCACUCUCUUCUUAUAUAGGCUCUUUAGGUUAGACACCUACGCCGAUUGAAUCGCUAUUAUAUAAUAUUAUAAUCGCAUUCUAUUGUUUUACAUAAUUUACAUAGUGCAGUUUUAAUAAGUGAUAAAAUUCGUCGAGAAAUAUAAUUCGUUACAAAUCGUAGCUUAAAUGCAAUUGUUCGUAUUUAAGUCUAUGUAGUUUUACUGCAAAAUGAUCAGUAAAACAUUUUAGAAAACAACCGGUUUUUACAUAAUUUGUGUUAUUUUCGUGCGAUAUACUUACCUGGGUACAAUUUAACCAGGUGCUUAAUAAAACAAACUUUUAUAAAACAUAAAACAAUUUUGGAAGCACUCGUUUUAUUAAUGACGAAUUGUUUUAUCAAAUUUUGCGAUACGCUCUGUUGCAGUUUAAGUGACGGCUUAUAAUUUAUGAAUAAUUAUGAUAAGAAUUAUGUUGUGUUUUAAGAGGUAUUGUAGCCCCACCGACAACAAUAAUAAUCACGGUCAUAUUUUAUUAUGAUUAGCAGCUAACAAUGUGUCAUAUAGUUUAUCUGCACAAAUGUCGAAUUUCUCUGGAUAUUUAACACCGCUAAAUAAUUUUAAAUAAAUAAAUCAAAUGAACGUACGAGAAAAAUGAACAAAAUCGGAAAUAAUGAGAUCGUUAUUGUCGUACGUUUUACCGCGCAAUUACUAAGAAAAUUACGAGGAUAAUAAAAAACUACUUCCCAAUACGCCAAUAAGAUAAAAUUUUCUUUUAGAAGAAAUACACUUGAAAAUCGGAAUAAGAUUUUCCGUACGAAAAAAUUUUUACCGAUAGAAAAAUAGGAACACUCGUGCAUUAUAUGAGCUUUGUUUGUUUUAAAAACUUGGUGUUAACACUAUAAUCUUCAAGUAUUUGAUGUAGUGUGUGGUGUGCCAAUUCAAAACAAACGUUUCAGGGGUGGGAAAGUCAGCUGAUUGAUAAAGAUUGUAAAUAAAUUAAAUCGUCUUUAUCUAAACCAACACUACCGUCAUUGUUAUGGCAUACUAUACUGUUAAACACUUUCAUUUUUAUUGUAAUGUUUAAAUAGAAAAUGUUAGUUAAUUGGUUUUUUUUUUAUGGUAGUAUGCAAAUGUUCGCAAAUCGCAUAAUGUAACUAGUAAUUUAAUCUCGCCAUGUCAGCUGUCGAUAUCCGUAUAGUGAUAAGAAAAUAUAUGAUGAUAACCUGGUUCUACACCGAAAAUCCGAUUCCACACCUACUCAUCAUUUAUUAGUACGAAUAGUGUACACGCCAAACCAACACUUUUUUAAAACAAAACCGUUUACCGCGACACUUUUUCAAAACAAACGCUUUAAUAUACACUAUUGGUUAAAACGAACAAAGCUAUUAUAUAGUGAAAUUAAUACGUACCUCGAGGUGUAGUUAUGUUUUAUCGAAAUUAGUAGUAAAUCAUAAACAAUAUUCGUCGUAGUUUUUACGUGCUUGGGCUCGUAAGGCGUUUUUUCUUCUUCUAAAGUAUAUUACCUACUCGGUUAAUUCGAAAAAUUAACGAGGUAAACGUUCUCGACAGCUCUCGAAUUGGGAAAUUGAAAGAAAAGGAACUCGAAAUAGAAAUUUAAAAAACAGCGUUCCGACUGAACAUUUAUUUAACAAUAACUCCUCCAAACCUCCUUAAUAUUACUACCAUCAUAUUUUAUAUUCAGUAAUUUCUAACACUAAACAUUUAUUAUUAUUACUUUUAACUAAGUGUUAAUAUUUUUACACUUUUCGUAAUUUCAAACUCUCAAUUUUUUCCUAGUUUUAUUAAAGUGGUUUGACUCGAUGCUGAUUUGUCCGUCUUAUACAGUUGACUAGGUAUAUCGACACAACUAAAUACAAUUUAAUUAUCUAGAUAGUUAUAGGUAAACACUACACGGAUUAACUAGGUAUAUAUAAAGUUAAGAACAAAUAAAAAUAAAAAGUGGAAACACUUAAACAAAAAAUUAACGUUGUUCUGUUUAUACAUUAUAAUAAAAACCGGAUAAAAGAUAGUUACUAUUAAUUAAUACUUGUAGAAUAUUAUUUGUAGGACACUAUUGAUACAAUUAUAUUUUAGUGUGUCAUUUUGUUGAUAAAUAUACAAUUUUAUUACGUAUCAGGAAACCGUCACGUAUCGUAGUUGUGUACCAUUGUUUUUCUGUCGGUAUUUUGUUGAUAACAAAAUUAAAUGUGUUAUCAAACUAUUAACAAUUUGAUUUUAAAUAAUUGUUCUUAUCUGUUUUAUCUUAUCAUGUUCUAUGAUUAUACGAGGUCUACAAUAACAUCAAAUUGAUUGAAUGCAUUAUCUCUAAGAAAUAUAUAAAAUUAACUUCUUCAUAGUUUGGAUUAUUCUGAUAUAGUAAUUAAAUUCGCUACCAGGAAAUCCAGGAAAAAAAUUAAUUGAAAUUAUUAUUUCAUGUAAAUAUAAUUACUAAGUAAUUAGUAUAGUUCUUAGUUACUAUUUUUAUUGUACUUUGUUGGUUUUCAUACUCAUUUUUUCAAUGUAAAAUGCAUAGUUGAAAAAAGAAUACAAGAGAUUUAAAAUUCUGAGUGAAGCGAGGAAUGUAUUGGUUUUACAAUGGUGUUUUUUUUUUUUUUUUCUAUAAACAACUUUUCUACCAGCAAUUUUACUCCGAUUGACACUGGCAAUAAAUAUAAUAAGGGCGCCAAUUUAUACAAGGCCUAAGAGCGUUAAAUUUCUUAAUCCGGCCCUGAUACGUACCUAUAUAUAUUUUAAUCUCUGCUAUGAUAUAAUUAUAAUAUAUAUUAGAUACUAUUUAUUCUAUGCGUUCCUGUUAAAAAAAAUUACAUAUCUAACUGUAUUCUUUUUAUUAGUUUAUGUACAAUUGUAUGUACCUAUAGAACUGCAAUGUUAGAUAUUUUACAGGUAUUAUAAGUCAAACAUUAAGUCAACGUUAAUUUUUAAUUUUUGAAUUUUUUUUAACUAGAUAUUUUUUUAUUAUUUUAUUAUAAUUAUAAUUUAGAUGCUAAUAAAUAACGAAUUAAUUUUGAUUUACAUAACGUUAAAUUUAUUUUAAAUUUUAGUUCUGGCACAAUAUAAUAUAAUAUCGUGUAAUUAAUAAUAAUUUGUCGUUUUUUAUGUUUUUUUCUCGUAUAGGGCUGAAUAACAUAACCUGAGUAUAAACCUUUCUGUGUUUAACAUCGAUCGUCCUUAUUUUUAACUUAACCUAGUUUAUAAAACAAUUAACUCGUUCAUAUUUUUUUCAAAUUAACCUCACUAAGUUAAUAUUAUUUAUUAACUUGCUCAGCCUUGCAGUAUACAAAUGCAGUUAUUCGCUGGGUCCUGUGAUUAUAUUGCACCGUUUGGUCGAAGAAUAAAAGGUGAUAAUUAUUUUAAGGUUAAAUAUGACGUACUAAAAGUUUGUAAGUACAUAUGGUCAACUGGUAUAAUUAUAUUAUUAUAAGCCAAACGGAAUUUAUUUUCGAAAGCGUUUAUGUAUAGUUCAACAAUAUCUCAAGUGGUCGUCAUUUAAAAAAUAUUUAAACAAAUUCCAACAUAAAACAAAAGUGUAUAAAUAGUGUUACACCUGCAGUCGGUGUAAUAUAAUUGUGUGAAAAUUUAUCGGCACAGAGACCAUCAUAAUCUGGAUGAUAUUUUAGCGGUUACGCCGAUAAAAUACAUAAAAGUGCAGAUGGGUGACACGCGAUGAUGGUGACGAUAAGUGGGUUUUUUUUUUUUUUUUAAUUUAAUUUUUUUUAUCGGUAAUACGCUUGUCGUAGGGGAUAACCUUAAAGUAUAUAUUCCUGAAACAGGCGCGCCGACGUGUAUUGCAAAAUCAAUCAGGAACCUUAAUAUUAUAAUCACAAUAAUAUAGAUUAUAAGGUGUCUGACUCUUCUUUUGGUCGUUCGUAUCACAAAAUGUGUUUCACAAUACUUACGCGUUAGUCAAUUUCGGAAAUUCCUGGUUUUGUUUUACCCGCAGCUCGAAUGGGAUAGUUGCAACCUAGUAAUUAUUAUAAUUUCGGUGUAUUAUAAUAUCAUUGGAUAUUAUUUCAAAAUAAGUUUGUUGCUAUGCAUACACCUAUGUCGGAUUUAAAUGCUAAAAACUAUACCUGUCUAUAAAUAUACAUGAGUGUGGAAAGGUAGUUUUUGUAAUUUUUUUUUUUUUUUUUUUUUCUAAGGAUAUUUUGUUUAUUUUGAUUCAUGGUAAACCACUAUCUGAAAUCGACAAUAAUUAUUGAGGUGUGCACACAGUUACACACUGACGUGUACACAUUUAGGCAGUAUUUCGAAUGAGUAUUUUUCUUAAUCGUUUAUAAUAUACUUAGUUUUUUUUUUUUUGUUGUGAUGGUAAUAAUAUGACGGCGGAUGACGGCACGUUCGUGACUUUUUUUUUUCAACCCCGAAAUUAACAUUAUGUACUCGAAUUAAUCAUUGUUAAUAAAUAAAUAAUUACUAAUUAUACAUUUUUAAACUCGAUGUCGCCGAUAAUCAAAUACGAGUUAAAAUCUAAUACAUUUCCACUUCAACUUUCGCCUUUUUUUUUUAUAUCAUAUGUAUUAUGUUUUCAAUUUUAUUGCAUAUUGCAGUUUUUACGAUAUUUUCUAUUUAAUGUUUUAUGAAUUUGUCACAUUUUUAAUGUAGGUACUUAUUGAACGCGUUUUCUAUACUUAUCAACAUUAUUUGUUUGGUGUAUAUAUAUAUAUAAUUAAAAUACUUGUAUAGAAUGGAAAUACGAAAAAAAAAAUAAUACCAUAUGUGAAAUAAUGAUUUCGAAAUAUUUUGUUCAAUUUAAAUUAUACCGGUGAAUUAAAAAUCUACUACCUGUGCGACAUGUAUUACGUAAUUUCUAUUUUUUUUUUUUUUUUUAGUAUACAACAGUGCAAUAAUAUCGGAACUCAGUACAACUGUUUGUCUCAUUUAAUAUUACGAUAAAAAAUUCAGGGUUGUCACUUUGGGGAGGACGUGGAUGUUUAGCUAGUAUGGUAUGCACUCGCACCCACUUGAAAUUUGUAUUCAUAAUUAGCUUAGGUGUUAUUCAAUACUUUAACCGUAAUGGUAGUCAGGGGUUUAAAUAUUGAUUUUUUUUUUUUUCUUAAUCAAUAAUUAGUCUGGUGGAUAAAAUGAAUUGGCCUCAUAAAAUAUGCACCCCUUGUAAGAAAUUGAAAUAACGUCCGCCUAGGAAAAACUAUAUACAGAAGCUAUUUUCAACUCCUCCGUAGCUAUAUAAAAAAUAUACAGUAUACGUAAAUAUUUUAAAUUUUCAUUUACACCAGAGACUGGAACCUUACCGAAAAUUAUACGGCUUUAUAACCGGAAUCCGUUAAAAAUACCGGAUCCGUGGCGGAACCCAAUUAUAAAUAUUUUAAAAACUAAAACCUAAGCCGAAACCUACUUUUAUGUAGGCUUUUUAUACGAAAAUACUUUUAGGUUAAUUAUCCAGCUAAUUUAAUUAACUUCUUAAUGUCUUAACACCUUUUGCGAACAUAUCGUCCAACUCGUUGUUCUUCGAGUACCUAACAUCUAUGGACCAGCCAGCUGAACCAACCACCUGUUUACAAAAAAAAAAAAAUCUCGAGUCUUCAGUUUCGCAGAACUAUACUCAUGCCACCGCUGGUUAGUUCUACCGAAUUGAAAUUCCGCUAAAAACGGAACAGACAUUCCAAAGCCACUGAAACGUUCCAGUUGCUGAUGUAAUGGGAUUUUGUCGGAACCGGGACCGAAAUUUUAAAUUGUCUACGAACCGAACUAAAAAAAAAAACAUUGAGAUCCGCAAUUCCCGUGGACGACUUUAGUGGGCAAUAUUUUAUUUUAACUUAUAACGACAAAGCUGGCAAUUUUGACGGGUUGAACUAAAGGAAAAGAGAAUGGGAUCUGAUGGAGUAGGAUGGUUAAAAUCUCGAUAAAACCAUGUAUCAUGAUUGGAGAACGAAUUUACAUGUAUUUAAAAUCGGUGAAAACGUGCUUAAAUCGUCAAAAAAAGUACUUGAAAGUAUUAAAAAAAGCAAGAGUGGUAAAUGGGUUUUAAAACACCCACUCUAACGGUUCUAACCUAAUUAAAUCAAAUUUCCUAACACCGAUAAAUAAUUAACACAAAGCAUUUUUUUUUUGUGUACACACGUACGACGUACGAAUGUAUUUGAAGAAAAUCGCUGUGUAAUAAUCGUUUUUUUAGCGUUAAAAAAAUAUUUCUAAUAUGUUAGAAACAAUUGACGGGGACACUUUUAAACCCCCCCCCCUCCCCUUCCUGUUUAUAUGGCCGUUUUAAAUAUUUUUCAAGCGAUCGUUGUAGGGAUUUCAUGACGUUUGUGUGCGUUUUUCCGCGAAUAUCCGGAGGAUGCGUAGCCGUAUUAUUAUUAAUAUUUUCACAUUAUUAGUGUUGGCGGUCCGAUAGAAACGAUUGUCAUCAUCGGACGCGUGUCGCAACUGUUAUUAUUGUUAUUGUUAUGUUCGCACGGACGCGCGCGCGCAUAAUAUUAUUAUUAUUAUUAUUAUUAUGCUCGUCUACCGACAUGCCAGACUGGCGGUUCGGCCGGAUUGUUGUCAUUGCGAUUUGUCCGUGGCUUAUUUACCGGCACGCGCGACAGGCGCCGCACGAAAAAUUGUUAUCAAAACGUAAAUGGUUUUAUCAUAACGUUGCGUCGGGCUUUGCGCCGCACGCGGUCGUUUUUUCGAGCGGCCCGCGCACUAACGCGAACGACGUGCGAGAGGGAGGUGGGUGGGGGUGGGGAGAGGCCGGGCGUCGGGCAGCGUUGUUGUUCAAGGCGAACAAAGGUUAUUUCCUAGUCCCUACUAUGAUUUUCGUUUAGCGUUGCGUUAUUACCGCUGCGCUCGGCCGCGAUCGUUCGGUCGCCAACCGCGUCGUUUCACGCGCUGCUACGACGACGACGACGACGACGACUCCGUCAAUAAGCCCGCGCGCGUAGCAAACCGCACUGUAGUGAUCGCGACGAGCUCUAGGCAAACGGUCAUCGUUCACGUCCACGCGAUCGGCCUUUUUCGCGCGCGCGCGCGCGUAAUUUCUGAAAACAACAGCGAACGGGGUCUUUCGAUUUCGCUCCCUCCGUCCGACCGAUAUUUUCCGACCGUACAAUAAUAACAGUCGCCCGCGAGACAAUAUAAUGACCGCAAUCGACGAGGCUGUCGUCGUGCCCAUGGACGACCUGAUCGUCGGCGACGAUUGGGAAGGCCGCGACGUUAACAAUGUCGGUGUAAUAAACGACGUCGUGUCUGUUGCCAGGAAAUCCGGUUCGGUCAAAGUGACGAUCACGCCAUGCCAGCCCAAGACCCUGAGCCAUCUGCCCAAAAGGCCGCCGGUGGACAUCGCCUUUUCCGACCUCGUGUACACCGUGACCGAAGGCAACAAAAACAGUGAGUACCCGACAUAAUCGUGUAUAUAGAGUUUAAGAAAAUUACCCCGUCCCUUCUCCCCCUCCUCACAAAAAAAAAAAAAACAGCGGGCCGUAGGCGUCCGCAUAAUAGUCCGCAGCAGGGAUAUUACGCGGCGCCGAUUAUAUUAUAACUGUACGGUAUUCAACGGCCCGAGAUCCGUUCGCGUUUAUCGCGAUCGGCGCUGAAACGACCAAGCGACAAUGAUGCCGUCAAUAUUUUGCGCGAGAGACGCCGAGCAAACAAGUGUCCGAAAUUGUGGGUUUUUUUUUAUAUGUUUUCGCACGCCCCGCCGCGAAAUUACCGUGACCGCGACAUUUUUUUUUUUUCCGUCUUGCUGUGCGCGAAACAAAAUUCCCCUAUCCCCUUUUGGGCGGGAUCGUAAAACGCGCGAGUUAAACGCCGACGGCGAGCUUUUUAUCGGCGAAACACCGCGGGCACAGCGUGAGAAUACGCGACGAGUGUCCAUUAUCGUCGUUGUUAUAUUAUUGCGCGCCGGGCGAUAAGUUAUCGUCCGCGCGCGGAUGCUGGCGAUCCGAAACGACACGGACAUUGUUAUUGCGACCGCGCGGCGUGGUUUCGUAUCGGAGCACGUCCGAAGUCCGCGCGCGUCCCGGCGGUCGGCGCGCGCACGGGUCGGCGGGUGCGAUACGCAAUGAAUAAUAAUCUUAACUAACGAAUAAUAAUUGACCGGCGGGUCGCGAAGGCCGCCGGCCGGCGGACGGGUCCGAAACGGCGCACGGAUUUCCCGUUGUUCUCCGCGUUUAGCCAUUGUAUUUUCGCGUCUAAAUUAACCCCCACACACACACACACACACACAUCCCCCCGCAGGCGUUCGACCCCGCGCACACGUGCCGUCGCGAUUUCUUUUCCGGAUUUCCGUUUCCCUCCCCAGCCCCCCCCCCCAACCGAUUUCCGCACGCACGAUCGGGACGCGUUAUUUUUUCGAAUUUUUUUCUAACCGGCGCGUCCGGGAUUUUUCAACAAGAGCGGACGUAGAAUCUAUUAUUUCGUUGUAUCCGACUUGGCGGACGACGAGCGCUUCCUAAACCGUGUCCGGACAAAAACCGAUUCUCGUUCGAUAAACCGAACUUAUCCACUCGGCGUGUGCAUUAUGAUAACAAGACGGAAUCGUUGCUAAACGUGUGUAUACACUCGUAGUUUUCGCGUGUUCAAGUGUAUCGGGUUGGGGGAGUGGGAGAUAUAACCCUUAAUGCGUUUCCCACCGCCGUGUAGACGAUAGGCGCAUGCACUAUAAUUAUAUUACGACAUGUCGAAAAAAAAAAAAAAAAUAUCGGUUCGAACAUUCAAACUCGAUUGUAAUAGUAAUUAAAAUAUUAUUGUAUACGUAUAUACGGGAAAGGGCAGAAGGUCGCGGCAAAGUUUCUCCCACUCUCUCCUUAACGCUCCGCUGUUCACAACACGCUUGAAAAGUAACGGAAUAGAAACAUUUUCGAACAUAUUACAAUAAUUAAUUUUUUACUCAUUAUUAUAUGUUCUUAACGAUACGGAAUUCGCCUAAUGGUUAACCAUUAAGAAGCUUGGGUUUUCGAACAAAGACGUCCUGUGUUUUUCUCAUAAGUAGCUGCUGUAUAUAAUUAUGAUGGUUGUAGUAAACAUUAUACGCAUCACAACGCGUGGCGGUUGAAAAGUGCAUUGAUAAUAAUUGAUCGUCUUUAUUAUUUUACACGGUGUUAAGACUGUUUCGAAGGUCGCAUUUUAUAUUAAAUUAAAUACGAAUAUUUACGGGUAAUGUUGAAAAAAAAUCGGAUGUCUAAUUUUCGGUCUGCAGAGCCCAUUUUGCGCUGUCCGUUUUAAUAUUAUUGAGCGAAUCGGGUUGUAUCAUCAAAACUAAACGGGCAUAUGAACACUUUCUGCGUUUUUCUCUCGAUUUUUAAAUUUUUAAGCGAGACGCGAGUAUGUAUACAAUUUUACGAUGGUUUUAAAAUCAUCGUAAUUCGCUUCGUAAUUGAAAUAUCGCAAAAACAAACACGGACAAUUUUCGUUACUUAAGUUCGUUACAAGGCCGAGUCAUUUUAAUAUUGCAAGUGGCAGCACGAAAUCGUCGGUUAUACUGAACGAAAAGUUGAUAUUAUCCUGUAAUUAUAUUUAGGCAUAGGGUCACUGGUGGUCAAACGAUUCACGUUAUGGUGAUUGGGGAGGGGGGCAGAUUAUGAAGCUAUUCAACAAUUAUGACUAUUUAAAUUUUUUUUUUUCCAUAAAUAUAUAAUGGUCAGUAGUAUAAUACGUAAGUACUAUUAUAAACGUUGAUAUAAAUGACGGAAGGUCAUGAUGGGAGGAGAGAUAUAUCCACGUUCACACUCCUGUUUGCCGGCCAUUGAGUGGAUAUUAGAUAUUAGAUAUCUAUCGGAAAUAUAUAUGGGUACCAUUCGUUUUUUUUUUUUUAAACCGUUAAAACAAAUUAGGAAAUUUUGGCUAUAUGGCUAUUGCAGUCUUGUAUAGUAAAUCAUAACGUUUUGAAUAUUAUUGAUUGGGAAAGGUACAAUAAUUUAUUAGGAAAGUUUAUUGUAAUCGAGCCGGUGUUAAAAACAUAGAAACCGAAAAUUAUUUUUACAAUAAUUAUGACUGCGUUUACUGAAUUGUAAUAAUGCAGAUAAAGUUUUAAUAAAAACCAAAACGAAAUUCCAAUAAAACUAUACAAGCAUUUCGUUGUUUAUCGGAUGUAAUCGAUCAUAUCCCGUAUUACUCUAAUUUUGUGGAAAAAAAUAAUUUUAAAACUGACCUACGCGUCUAUUCACGUUAUUCUACAAAAUAUGAAUAAUAUUAAAAAUAUUAAAAACCGUUAAUGAUAACGUAACAAAACGCGUGUAUACAAAUCAUAUUAAGCUAUCAUAGCUAUAGUUCUCUAUAAUAUUAUUGGUUCGCACCGAAAUUUCUACUACUUAUUGGGCGAAAUAAGAUUUAAAAAAAAACCUCGUGCUAGAUAUUAAUUAUGAUUAUGAUAUUUAUGUACAACGUUGUUAUCCAUAUAAACCUAAGUUCAAGUAUGAACGUGUAACUUGUGUAAUAAUAUAUUAUAUCGGUUGGAAUUCGAACUUAUGCAGUCCAUUUAAAUAUAUAAUUACGUUGAACGUUAGAUUUGCGAAAUACAUCGUAUUAAAUAGUUUCUGUUCCGCACUAAUCAUAAAAAUAAUAAUUUAUUUACAUUUCUACGUGUUACCUAAUAACUAUGAAAUGUAGUAAUGUUUUUAUUCGUUUCGCGGGUAAUUAUUUUAAGCGGCCAUUUCGUUGGAGCGUAUCUGAGUACCGAGAUGAUUUAUUUUUUAUUUUUUAUCAUCUCGAUUCAGCGAUUUAGGUAGGGUCUGAAAUCGCAUUUAUUUUAAUCGAAAUGCACUUGGAGUAAAAAAAUAAUAAUAAUAAUAAAAUAAGUAACGCCGAAUUGCACUCGGGACAUAGAAAAGUGUUUCAAUAAAAAUUUCCAAAAAAAUAAACUUAAUUUAAAAGUAUUGAAAACACUUAUUUCCCUUCCUGCUUACAAUUUAAUCAUUGGUGUAGUUGAACAUUAUUUUUUUUUUAUGUUUAAAUAAUUUCAAACGAUAACGGUAAUAAUUUGACAAGUUCAAAAAACGCUUUUCAAACCUUUUUUUCUUAUGUGCGGUUUGAAUAUUUAAUUAAGGUAAAAAUACGACCAUUCGGAAUGAUUUUCUCGGAGGAUUUUUUGUUAAUUUGAUUUCUGUCGUACGGAAUUGUUAAAACUUUUUGUUUUUCAACUUAUUUUCACCCCUAUACUAUUCGUAUAUCUUAAAUAAGUGUAUUUUCUUUUGAUUUUCAAAUGAAAAUUCACCCUCACUUCUCUCCCCCUGUUUCCUAGUGAUCUUCCAACUUUAGACCGGAGGAGGAAAAGUAAUACAUUUUUGAUUAUAUUAUAACAAUGGAAAAACGAGUUGUAACAAAAUAAUCACCUUGAAUGUGAAACAGCCUAUAAAGAAGAAUUCUGUGUUUAUGAAAAAUCCCGAAGUAGAAUCCUGCAAAUAUGAAAUACCAUAAUAAUAAUAUACUUCUAUCAUUUUUACAGACUUUUCAUUGCACUUGUGUUAUACGUAUUCUUGAUCACUUUCGCGAUUUAUUUGAUACUCAUGACCGAAACUCGUUAGUGGUGUAUUUCAAUAACAAACACGUCAUUCGUUCGUUACUUGUUUUGUAUGAAAACAAAUUUUCUUAUUACAAUGUUGUGUAGUCGUCUGGAAAAAAAAAAUAUCAAUAUAAUUACAUCGAAUCGCAGUAAACAAUUAUUAUGUAUUGAAUAACAAAUAUUUGUUUUAAAACAUUCUAGUUUUUGUAUUGUUUCGAUUGAUAAUAUAUCAAAUUUUUAUAAAAUUAUAUUGUAAUUAUGAUUAUACAGAGUGUAUUUGUAGGAUUUUACAAUUUCCUAUGCAAUUAAAUAAGGAGAAAAUUGUCAAACCCUGCAGUUAUAAUAUAACAUUAUUUUACCACGUCUAGGUAAAUCCAAUAUAAGUAUUAUUACCAAGUUUAAGUCUUUACGUGUAUUUAUAACCAAAUUACAGCAAAAAAAUUUAAAUUCCUCAAAAGCUAAAAAUUGUUGACGAUGAUACCGUAAGAAAGUAAAUCAAAAAGGCAACAAAAAAGCUGUCGUAAUCGUAGUAUCUUCAACCCGUUAUAUCUGAUAUAGCUAACCCAACGAUGACAAUUAAAAUACCGCAUUCAAAAAAUUUAAUUUUUAUUCAAUAAAUCGAGCGUUUUUAAAUUUUGAGCGAAGCGAGGAAUGUAUUGGUUUUAUAACGAUGUUUAUUAUUAUUAUUUUUUUUUUUAAAAUAUUUUAUACCUGUAAACAAUUUUUCUUUAUGAGAGAAAAUUUUAUCUGGGUUGAUACUUUAGUGAAGUAUUUUUUUGAUUUUCCAAGCGGUUUUCAUAAAAAUUGUGAAAAACUGGGAAAAACGUAGAAAAACAAGAUAAUUUACGAAAUUUAUUAUUUUAAAUUUUGAUUUUUGUUUUGAUUCAAUUAUAAAUAUUUGUGGAGACUUGGAAUUUGAAUAAAAAACUUUUAUUUGCCUUUUCUAGACGUGGUAAAAUUUUCGAAAUAUUUUAGCCAUUUUUGAGCUAUUUAUAGAUAAUUUAAUUUUAUGAGUUUUUUACGUAAUUUUUAUUCAAUGGAUUCUCUGUAGAUAAAAUAGAAAUGCCUGAAAAUUUAACAGUGGGUUCAUUAUGAGUCAUAUUUUGUUGUCAACAAAUAAUAAUUAAGUGUAAUGUAGAAUUUUUUUAUAAGAAUUUUAUUAUGAAAUUUUGACAAAAAUCGUAAACAUUACGGCCUUCCAAAACGUGUAUAACCGAACUCCGUUCAGAAUCGUUGUUCGUGAUGAGCAAUGAUUAAUCGUUGCGUACAGAUAUACAUUAAAUUCCCCUCUAUAUCUAACCUGCUCACCCAUCAUGCGAAGUAUGUCCGUCUUUUUCCUCUUAACUUUGAUAUAAUUUUCGAGACAAAAUCACUAAAUAAAUACCCAUAGUUGUUACACUUUUAAAUCAAUGGGCGUGGGAGAUAUAUCCCCGAGGGAGACACCGCUGCCAAUUAUUUUUCAUUUUUUGGGAAGGGGGUGGGUUUUAUGGUCACUUCAAUUCCUCUUAUACUAUUUUGUUAUCGUGAUAAAAUUCGACAUUAGAAAAUGAACAGUCGUGUUGUGAUGUGUCUUUUGGCGACCCGUGAAAGUGCCGCGACGAACGAUUAAUGGAAAGGUUUAAAAAACAACGUUGUACAGCUGCUCGCCUAUUAUAUCUUUUCGAAAACGAACGAUUGUUUUAUCUACCUAUAAAAAUAUUAUAAUAAAUAUAGCGUCCUGACGAUAAUUUUUUUUUUUUAUUUUGUUUUCAAGCCGCUUAUGAAAACAACACUAUGAUAAUAAACGUACAUCGUGCACGCGCCGGGAGUUCUCAGUGAAAUUGUUAUUAUAUUUUUUUUUUGUUUUUCUGUUUUUACGUGCUCAUUAACCGUUUUUUUUUUUUUAAUAUAUAAUUUGACGUAUGUAGUGCGUAGGUACCUGGUAUUGUGUUGACGGUCAGUGAAUAAUAAAAAAAAAAAACAAAAAACACGACCGAAGGAAUCGGUAUAAAACUUGGUGAGGGUUUCGACGGUGCCAGCAAGGUCAUGGAUCGCGCGCACAACGUCCUCGCGCAGACCGGUUGUGCUCGUAACAGCUCGUACGAAUAAAAACUCGUCGUGAAAUUUUUAAUACAAAGAGGAGGAGAACUCAAUAUUUUAUAUAUGUACUUAAUUUUAUCCCAUUAAAACGUAAUUUAUGCACCAUUAUACUCGUGUAUUUUUGUAGCCGCAUGAACAACUAUAAAUAAAUACAAACGUGCAUUUUUAUCCACUAAAAUAUUUAUAUAUUAAUCUUAUUUUUUUUCCCCACCAUCGACCGUAAAAUAUCUAUUCGGAAAUGUAUACGAAAUUAUUAAUUUUCGUAGUAGGCAAUUACUAAUAAUUAUAAUAAAAAUAUUAGAACGUAUACGUAAAUGGUGUUAAUGUAUUUUUUUUUUUUUUUUCGUGUAACGCCCGCAAGACGUUUGUCGUUAUUUUAUUCGCGCGACACGUCAUCGUUCCUUACAUUUAUUUUAUAUGCGUAAACGGGCUAAUGCCUAGUUAAAAAUGGAUGCAUUAUUUAACAUAAUAUUAUAUAUAGUAAAAAAUAUAAAACUUUAAACAUGAAUGAGCUAAAGACAUCAAAUAUUAAGGAUAGAUGGGUCCUCAUUUGGUAGUUUCAUUAACCGAUUGCUCGGUUCGUUAGACGUGCACAAAUUUAUUGUGCAUAGAGGAACGUGGAAAGGAAUUUUAUGACGAGUAAGUCGUGUAGAAACUUUAAAAUUGACAAGUGAAAGAAGAGAGGGAGAAUUAAUGGCAAAAGAGUGACGACGGUCAGUUAAAAUAGAUAAUUCGAGUUUGGUUAGAACAGAACAAUAGUCGUGAAGUGAACAGAGUAUAUUUAAAGUAUAGCUGGCAUAGCUUCUUUUAAGUUGCCGAUACAAAUCAACACAGUGGGAUUCCAAAUUAGCGAACUGUACUCAAAAACGGUUUGACGAGGGUGCAGUACUAGAAUUUAAGUGAACCGGUAAACCCCCUAAUGAAUCCGAGUAGUUUAUAUGCUUUGCAAAUAAGGAGAUAGGGAAUGUGUAAAUAUGAAGUCUAGGUCACGUAUAUACUGUCAACUGAUAGGAGUCCAAAUUCGUUGACUACGUCACAUAAUAUGUUAAAAGGACGUUACACAUGCAUUUGUUGCCUCCGUGUGAAUACUGAUCUAUUAGAAUCAAACUUAAAGGAAAGAAAGUUAUUUUUAUUAUAAUUUUCAAGCGAUUUACGGGUGUGUGUGAAAUAUUACAAUGUAAAAACGCUUAUAUCUCGCCGAAAAAUCAAAAUGUUGAAUAAUGUUCUUCCCUUGCAUAGUUUGAUAAUAGGCCAAUUUACUAUAACGUUAACAAUAGCGGCAUAAAAUUUGUUCUACUUGCCGUUUUGCUUGUGCAUCGUCCUCUUAAGGGGUCACAGUGACGUUUGUCGUGUCUGUCCUAUAUCUAACUACGGGCAAUAAACGCGUUCGCGUAAAACAAAAAAAAAAGGCGUUUAAAUUCGAGGUUAUAAGUUAAAAUUGCACCUAUUAUAAACCUCGUAGGCAUUUAAUGUUUCUCUAAAUAUUCUUUUUUUAUUUUAUUUUAAGAAUAGUCACUUUUUAAAUAAUCGACAUUUAAAAAAAACUCUGAUGAAAUAGUCUUCAAAAUGUUUAAUCAUCUAUAAUUCAUAAAUAAUUCAUAAUAGAUGUUUUUCCUCUAAAUUUUUAAAGAUCUUUUAGUUUAUUUUACGUGAACGCAUUUUUGCUUCAUUGUCCGUUAGAAAAACAUAGAAGGGAAAUUCUCCUGUAAUAAAACCUUCUUAAUAAUUUAAAAGGUAACCUAUAUUUCAAAAAUUAAUAUGAACGCGAAGGUACCGCGUCAAUACCCAGGACACACGUAUUAUCAUAAAAUAAUAUUUCGAUUUACGAAAAAAAUGCGUUAUAUUUUCAAUUUAUUUUUUUAUAAAAAUAAAUUAUUAGUUAUUAGAAUUUUUAACCGGUGGGCGGACCACUGGCUGCAGUCACAACGUACACGGCAUUAUUUCUUUGAACUUCGUGCUGUAAAAAAUGCAUGUAACCUGUAGGGAGAGUUGUAUUAUACGUGAAUUUAUCGAGCUGAUUGUAUAAGGUACAGCCCUGCGUGUAUAAAAAAAAAAAUAUCGAUCGGAAUAUUUAUAUAAUUACGUAAUAAUUUUGUGAUCGACUUCAAGGGUGGUCAAAUGGAGGAAAAUGGAUGAGAGGAUAUAUCCCCUAUGACCUUUCCCUCUAAAAAUAAUAUAAAUAAUGAUAAUUGUUAAGAAAUGUUCAAUUAGCCUCAUAUUUUCCUUAUGGCAAAAUCAUUUGACUGAUUUCCCUCCUAUAAUUUUGCGUAUCGAAAGCAAAGUUCUUAAAUUUCAGUAACUGCAGAAUAAAUGUACAUUUACUAGACCUUUUUUCAAUUCCUAUAAGUUAGGUCAAUAAUUACCUACUUACAUGAGUAUACUCAUUUGCGUGACCUUUGUAAAUAUAUAAAUUCUGCUCAGCUAUUCGAUCAAAAGACACAUCCAAAAAUGCGAACUAAUAUCUAUGAAAACCCGCAACUUUGUGAUCUAGUUUCUUUGCCGAGUGACAUUUUCCAUAACGUUAAUUAUAUAGUGAACAUUAUACUCGUGAACAUUUUCUAUUGAUCAAUAACAGAAUCAAUAUAGUAGAUUUUGAUCAAUGACCAAUCGAGAAUGAUCCCGUCUUGUGCUACGAUAACGAUGACCCGGUCUGGGAAUUCAAUUCCUCACAAAACCCCGAAAAUAACUUAAAAAUUCAAAAUAAUGUACCUUUAAUAUGAUCUAAAUAAUCAAAAAAUAAAUUUAAAACGAAAAAUUACAAAAUAACAUUUCCUAUUCUCGUUCGAAUGAAAUAUACAUAGGUAACGCAUUUGGAACAAAACGAGCAUCACACAGCGAGCUUUUGAAAACAACGAAAAGCGCAUUGAAACCCAGCUGCCUUAAUGACGACAAAAUAAUAAAUUUUCGAAUUUAUUGUGUUUUUAAAUAAUAUUUUGUGCUUUUUGUUAUAGCUGCCAAAAAUAUUCUAAAAUCCGUGAGCGGACGUUUGAAAUCCGGGGAACUGACCGCCAUCAUGGGACCAUCGGGUGCCGGAAAAUCCACUUUACUCAACAUACUUACUGGAUACAAGUAAAACGAUUCGAUAAUUAUAAUAAUUUAACAUUUAAUCUCGUAUUAUAAAUUGACUCGUAUAAUUAUCGAAUGAUUCUCCAUUAUAAUUUUUUACAUUCAGUCAAUGUUUUGUUUAAAACGUACACUUUGUUAUUCGUAGUGGAUUGAAAACUUCAGAUAAUAGUUAAUUAUUAUUUAAUUUAAAUAUAUAUGUAUAAAAAAAAAAAAACUAGAUGACAAAGCUACACGUCUCAUCAUAAUAUUGUUAUACAUUUCGUUCUCCGCACAGUUUUCUAUAGUUCAGUAAUUUAUUUAAUAUUAUUCAUUCGUUUAUCACCUUUUUUGCGUGUGUUUAGAUAAUGUAGUUUACGUAACGCAACAUAUACACGUGCGACAAUUUAUACAAUACAGCCUAGGCCGUUUUUGUUUUCUCCGUUAUUGUAUAUCUAAUUGCGCGUGUUUUGCAAUUUUUUUUUUUCAGAUGCUCCGGAGUCAAAGGUUCCAUCACCAUAAACGGUCACGAAAGAAAUUUGAGUCAGUUCCGAAAACUAUCGUGUUACAUUAUGCAAGACAAUCAGCUCCACGCCAAUUUGUCUGUAGAAGAAGCCAUGCACGUGGCCACUUCCUUAAAAUUAGGAUCGGACAUAUCGAAAGACAGCAAAUAUCAAGUGGUUAGUCACACAUCCCACUAUAUAGAUGUUAUAUAUCUUUGGCCUCGGGGCUUUAGUGAAUUUUGGAAUUUUUUUUUAGAAUUGUGUUAUGUAAUUUUUUUUCCUCUAUUUGUCGGUUUAAAUCCUAUAAAUAUUUUACGUAUAUUCUAACAAACAUGUUAUACUGAAAAUUAACAUAUCUCGAGUCAAUAUAAUGUACUUUUUGUGUAGAAAAAAAAAAAAACGUGACAUAUAAUUAAAAUAUGACUUAGCCAUUUAGCAAUCAUGGCAUUAUGUCAUUUGAUAAUUUUAAAAAUUUAAUUCGCUUUGUGUACAAAAUUGACUUAACCUUUUUUUUUCCUGGGAUCAAUAAUAUUCGUCUUGCACGCCAUACAUUGUUUCCCGCAAUUGUCGUCGUCGGAAACAGAUAUUAUAAAAACCUUCCUAUAAUAUACCUAAUAAUUAUGUGUCCCGUACGUGCAUAUGUUAUUUAGGUAAAAUUAUUAACGUCGUUUUCUUUUUUAGAUUCAAGAAAUAUUAGAAACAUUAGGACUGCAAGAACACAGAAGGACGAUGACGAGCAAUUUGUCAGGUGGACAGAAAAAACGUUUGUCCAUUGCCCUCGAACUCGUCAAUAACCCUCCGAUUAUGUUUUUCGACGAGCCGACCAGGUAGGAUUUAAUUGACAAACGUUAAACGUUUUUUCAUAUAUACUCACAUAUUAUACAUAUUAUGUGUCGCAUAGAUAUAUUUUUUUUAAUUUUAUUAAACGUCAGUGUUACAAUUUUUUGUUUUCGUUUAGCGGCCUAGACAGUAGCUCGUGUUUCCAGUGCAUUUCCCUCUUGAAAUCGCUGAGUCGCGGAGGUCGUACGAUCAUCUGCACGAUCCAUCAACCCAGUGCUCGUCUGUUCGAGAUGUUCGACCACCUGUACACGCUCGCCGAAGGACAGUGCGUCUACCAGGGUUCUACAAAACAACUCGUACCUUUCCUCGGUACCCUUGGACUGGAAUGUCCCAGUUACCACAACCCGGCGUCCUACUGUAAGUGUAUACCUGUGCCUACUUGAAAUUACCGGAGUACUCGAGUAAAUUUCGAACGACCUUUGCUAAUGGAAUUCCUCGUUUUUUUGUUUACCAUAUUACACAGUGAUUGAAGUGUCUUGCGGUGAGUACGGAGAUAAUGUACGCAAAUUGGUGACGGCCAUACAAAACGGCAAACACGAUAUUCAAGUGGGCAAGCCGUUCCCAAAUCUCGAGAAUUUGAACAACGUAAACCAAAAAGACAUUAUAAAAAGUAAAAUAUUUUUAAUAUAAAAGUCGGCUAAUCAACAAUAUCGUUAGAAAAAUGUACACAAUUUUCUAUCGUGGUUUUUAUUUUUCUAUAGGUAGUAAUUUGUCUACAAACUUAAUUGAAAUCGAUAAAUUAUCGAAAUCUGUGGAGUCUGACAGUUUAUUGCAGUACGGGGGAAAUCAAUUUACUAAACCCGGUGAGUACAUUUUUGAGUGCAUAUUUUUUAAUACAAACAUUAAAUAAUAAUAUUUAUUUAGAUUAUAUUCGCAAUAUUUACAGCCUACUAGGUCUAUAGUAUUAAUUCAAAUGAUAUUAGGAUUAUUAUUAAUUAUAGCUGUUAUUAAUAUUUCAGAAGAUAAUUCAAUUAAUAAUUCGGAAUUGAGAUCGAUUAAAACGGAAAAAUAUAAUAACGGGGAUGAAGCAAGUGACGCCUUAUUAAAGAAUGGUUUACCCAGUAGUCAACAGCGUUACGCUACUUCCGAGUUGGCCCAAUUCUGGAUAGUUUUCAAACGGACAUUGUUGUUCAGCAGAAGAGAUUGGGUAUAUUUUUGUUGCAUUUAAAUAAUUUAGCACAAAUAUUAUUGAUUUAUUAAUUUCUUAUUUCAGACUCUCAUGUACUUGCGUUUGUUUGCUCACAUUUUGGUCGGAUUUUUAAUCGGUUCAUUGUACUAUGAUAUUGGUAACGAUGGCGCUAAAGUACUCAGUAAUCUCGGGUUUUUGUUUUUCAACAUGUUGUUCCUUAUGUACACAUCAAUGACCAUCACCAUUUUAUCAUGUAAGUUUAAUUGUAGUAAACACUGUUAAUCACUGUUAAUAUUUAAUUUAUUAAUAAUGCAUUUGUAUAAUAAUAGUUCCUCUAGAGUUGCCAGUUUUGAUCAAAGAAAAUUUCAACAGAUGGUAUUCCCUUAGAUCUUAUUAUUUAGCAAUUACACUAUCAGACAUUCCAUUUCAGGUAAUUUGCAUUAUAACAUACUAUACUUAUUAUAACUUAUUUUGUUUAAUAUAUUUCCAAGUGAAAGAAGAAAAAAUGUGUUGCCUAAAAUAAUUUGUUUUUUUUUUAGGCAAUAUUCUGUAUCAUGUAUGUGGGCAUUGUGUACUAUAUGACUUCUCAACCACCUGAAAUGUUCAGAUUCGGUAUGUUCUUAUCAGCUUGUCUUCUCAUAUCAUUUGUCGCGCAAAGUGUUGGACUUGUAGUGGGUGCCGCAAUGAACGUACAGGUAUGUAAAUUACUAUCAAAACUGACUUGCGUUGUAAUUAAUUAUUGUAAUGUAUUAUUAAUUUUUUUUUUUUAGAACGGAGUAUUCUUAGCACCUGUUAUGUCUGUACCAUUUUUACUUUUCUCCGGUUUCUUUGUUAGCUUUGACGCUAUACCCAUCUACUUGCGGUGGAUUACAUAUUUAAGUUAUAUUCGUUAUGGUUUUGAAGGUACAGCAUUGGCUACGUAUGGAUACGAUCGAGCAAUCCUCAAAUGUCACCAGGUAUAUUAUUAUUUAUAUUAGAUUAUGAUCAAAAUGUCAUAAUAUAACGUAUCCAUGGUUAUAAUUGUUUUAAAUUUAAAUUUAUAGGUUUAUUGUCAUUUUAAGAAACCACUCACAACUUUAAGAGAAUUAGACAUGACAGACGCAAGCUUCCAGUUGGAUAUUGUCGCCUUGAUUAUAAUUUUCUUUGUAUUACGUAUAUCUGCAUUUGUAUUUUUGCGAUGGAAGCUCAAGUCUUCACGUUAAUUUUAAUUGAACUGCCGAGACGCUCUCUUAUAUUAUUAUCAACUAUGAAUUAGUUAAUACAUCUGAUUUAUUUUUUAACUUAUAUGGUUAUGAUUAUGUAUAAUAUAAUAAACAUUAUAUUAAAAUUGUCUUUUUAUUAUAAUUUUUAUAUUAUUAUCCGGUUAUGGUGUAUAAAAAAUAUUUUAUAAUUCAAUUUGUUAGGAUUUUCUAUUGUAGUUGUACAAUUAUAUUGUAAUUUUGUGAUAUUAACAUUUUCAACAGAAUAAUGUAUUUUAGUGAAAAAUAAAAAUAAAAUAGAAAACUAUUAGGUAUAAAACAAAUUUAAUGAGUGGUUCUAUGAUGUUAUUCUGUUUUAACUGCAGUGUGAGAAUAAAAUGAUUAUCAAUAUUUAUUUUAUUUCAUUUUUUUUUUUUUUUUAUUAUGUAUUUGUUCAAUCUUUAGAACUAUGACCACUUUUCAUUGCGAUAUUUAAGAACUUAUUAUUAUUUUUUGUAAUUUUUUUUUUUAUAUAUAUAUACAUAUAUAUAUAAUAAAUAUUGUUAAAUCUAUUGUAUUGAAAUAUAUUUUGAUCUGAUACAUUAUAAUAUUUUUUAUGCCAUCAUAUUUCAAUAAUAUCAUUUUGAAUUUAUAAAAUAUGUUUUUAAAUAUACAACAAAAGAAAUAAUAACUUGUUUCAUACUCAAAAUAGUAUGUAUAUCAUGUAUAUCAUAUUUUAACAAUUUUAUGAUUCCAAUGAUCAUAAGUGUAUUUUUUUUAUUAAACAUUUUAUAGUUUUCAUACUUAUAUACUAAAUCUUAAUAUAUUGUACCUGAAGUUAAAUAUUUUUUUUUUUUUUAUAGACUUAUUAUUAUGUUUUUUUUAAACAUUUAUGAAUAUUUAUCAUUUAAAUCAAAAUAUUAAUAAAUGCAUACUUUAUUUAUACAGUUAGACAUUUUGUAAAUAUUUUUAAAUAACCACAUACAAAAUAUUAUAGAACAUGAACCAUAAUAUUAUAAUUAAUCGG
This is a messenger RNA of Cinara cedri, 37728 nucleotides long. The record is from the annotation of a GenBank genome assembly. NCBI's taxonomy places the organism in Eukaryota, Metazoa, Arthropoda, Insecta, Hemiptera, Aphididae.